Molecule: messenger RNA, 1650 nt
Organism: Closterium sp. Naga37s-1
Lineage: Eukaryota; Viridiplantae; Streptophyta; Zygnematophyceae; Desmidiales; Closteriaceae
Source: the annotation of a GenBank genome assembly
AUGGCCAGUCCUACCGUUCUCACUUUUGACUCUGAGGGCCGUCCGAUUAAGUUUGACGUUUGGCUCGAUGACCUGCACCUGUUCCUCCAGAUCACUGCUAAGGACGAUGUUUCCCUGUUUGACCACACGUCCGGCGCCGCUCCCGCACCUGCUGCUACUGCUGACAGCACUGCUCGCUCACAGUGGCAGACCCGUGACGCUCAUGCUCGCCUAGCCGUUCACAGCCACCUACCGUUAGAUGAGCGCGAGCACUUUGGCCAGCAUAAGACCGCUAAGGAGCUGUACGAUGCUGUAGUUGCACGCUACUCCUCCCCUGCUACUGCUGCGAUAGGCCGUCUCUCACUGCCCUAUCUCUUCCCCAAUCUGUCUGCUUUUGCCACUGUAGCUGACCUCAUCACGCACCUCCGUACUAGUGAUCUUCGCUACCGUGCCACGCUUCCCCCCGAUUUCCUAGCCAAGAACCCUCCCCCGAUGUACCUCACACUCUAUCACCUAGUCACCCGCCUCCCUGACUCCCUUCGCACUGUCAGGGACCACUUUCUCGCCCUCUCCCCUACCGACCUCACUGUCGACCUACUCGAGAAGGAAAUCCUAGCAGCUGAGAAGAGCAUUGUAGCUGUAGGUGCCUCUCGUGGCGACCCUCGCGCCCCCUUCUUUGAGGGGUGCUUCCCCGUCCCCCUCCUCCCCUCCAUUGCAUCUGCUGCUGCUGUCGACUACCUCGGUGCUGAGGGGGUCGGGGCUGCGUCUGCUCCUAGUGGGAGGCACAAGGGCGGCAGGGGCAAGGGGGGCAGGGGUGGCGGAGGUGGCGGCGGGGGCGGCGGUGGUGGAGGGGGCGGGGGUGGUGGCGGUGGUGGGAGUGGUGCUAGUGGUCGGGGGGUCAGUGGCGGAGCCGAGGGUGGUGGCGGCGGCGGUGGUGGGGGUGCCGGGGGUGGUGGCGGCGGCGGUGGUGGGGGUGGCGGGGGUGGUGGUGGCAGUGGUGGCGGCAGUGGAGCUGGUGGCGGGCGCGGUGGAGCGGUGCAGCGUGGGGGGUUCGGCGGUGGCCAGAGGCAGCAGCAGCAGCGUCCCAGCGAGACCCCGUCGCCCCAGCAGCUCCGUGAGUGGUACUCUCAGCGUGGGGGGUCAGGGGGUGGGGGUACCUGCCCGUACGUCAUCCGCACAGGUGACCGCACUGGCCAGACCUGUGGGAGGUUUCACACGGCGCAGUGCUGCUUCUUUCGUCUCGACGACGCCUGGUGCGAGCAGUUCCCUGACGCCUCUGAGCUGCCCCGCUGGGCUGAUCUGCUUAAAAAGAACAUUGAUAUCUUUGCUCUUGAUUAUGAUGCUAUCCUUGGUGCCAUUAAGGCUGCCGCUUUAGGUGCUAGUGCGUCUGCUGCUCUAGGUCCUGGUGAGGCUGCUGCUCUAGGUGCUAGUGAGUUUGCUGCUCUAGGUGCUCGUGCGUCUGCACCUGCUGGUACUGCGUCUACUGAGGCACUGCACACCUUCACACUUGACUCGGGUGCUUCCCACUGCUUCUUUCGUGACCGCACAGUCCUUGAGCAGCUAGCACGGCCUGUUGCUGUCUCCCUCGCUGACCCCUCUGGGGGCCCGGUCCUUGCGACCUCCUCCACUGUCCUCCCUUGUCCUGCGGUUCCGGCCGGCACCCUGUGUUGA